UCAAAGCGUGCGAUCCAUUCCCUGCAGGCACGCACUCAAAUCCCAUUUUAAAGUCUUGGUUUUAUUAACACUGGAGCCCCCGAACCUGGCAUUGAGGCAUGGAGAAUCUUCCAGACUGUGGUCUAGUUUAAUUUUCUGAAAAAGAUCAGCCCCUGUGACUCUUCCCAACUGAGCUACCAGAGGCAUGGAGCUACGGGGACAGCUCUCCAGCUGCUUGUUCUGUGCCAUACUCCUAUCAGUGAUUCCCUUUUCAGAGAGUUUUGAAGUCAACUCAUCCCCAACUGUCACUGGGAUUGUGGGCCAGGAUGUGGUCUUACCCUGCCACAUCUCCACCAGGACACAGCCAAACAACAUGGAAGUGCAGUGGAAGAAAAUCAUCCAGGCACAUAUAGAGACUGUCUAUGAAUACAGAGCCGAGACAGGCCAGGAUGUGCCAGGGCCGAACUACCGGAGCCGGACCGUGCUGUUGAAGGAUGGAUUCACCUCUGGGAAUGUGUCUUUAAAGCUGAAGAACGUCCGACCAGCCGAUGGGGGAACGUACAGCUGCAUAGUGAAGUCUAACGAGUGGAGCGCUGAUGCUGCAACCGAGCUUCAAAUUGCAGCUGUUGCCUCAGUAUCCAUCGACGUGCUGGGUCCCCAGGGCCAGGGGAUUGACCUAGCCUGCAGGUCAACAGGUUGGUUCCCCAAACCUGAACUCCACUGGGUUACAAAGAAUCGGCAGGAUCUGCAGCCUGUGACCAAAACAGAGCAGGAUCAUGAACUUCUCUUCAGUGUUCUGAGCCAAGUCACAAUCCUGGGAGAGGAAACUGGAGAAAUCAGCUGCGUUAUCCAGAACAGCCUGCUGAAAACAGAGCAGAAAUCUGUCAUUCUCCUCUCAGGUGAUAUUUUCCCUCAUGGUUCUCCAUGGCUUGCUGCAUUCUGGGUGUUAUUUACUUUAAACCUUCUUGCGAUGGGUGCCUGUGCAUUUUGGGGAUAUAAAGUCAAGCAGGCAAGGUCUAAGAAAAAAAGAUCAAAAGAAGAAACUUUAUUUCUAUGGGAAACUGAGAAGACGACCUUGGAAUCAGAGCGUGCGGAGCUACUGGAACGACUAGGCAGAGCAGUCACAGAACUAGAUUUCAGGAAGGUUCAGAGCUACAUGGUUCCCAUCACCCUGGAUCCAAGUUACAAACACCCUGAACUCACCGUGUCCGCGGAUGGCAGAAGGGUUUGGCACAACCCCUCUUCUCAAGGGUCGUCUGCCCCCUCCGGGACCCUGAUCGCUGUGGGGAGGGAGGAGUUUAUGGUCAGGAGGGAUCAUGGUGGUGAGGGCGGGGUUUGCAAAUGGUACUGGGAGGUGGAGAUUGGGGACAGCCCAGACUGGGAGCUGGGGGUGCUGAAUAAGACUGUGAGGGAGAGAGUGAGACAGGAGAAGCUGGAGAGACUCCCUGAAGGGGGGUGCUGGGCUCUGGGGAGAUCUGGGGGGUGGUAUCACCCCAAGGAGGCUGACACUGUGAUCAAGAACUGGGAUGUGAAACCAACAGUAGUUGGGGUGUAUCUGGACCUAGAAGAGGGGAAUCUCUCAUUUUAUAGUGUCAAUUCAAUGGCCCUUAUCCUGGAGAUUCCUGUCAAAGGUUUGGAGAUUCCUGUCAAAGGUUUGGAGAUUCCUGUCAAAGGUUUGGAGACUCCUGUCAAAGGUUCAGAGAUUCCUGUCAAAGGUUCAGAGAUUCCUGUCAAAGGUUCGGAGAUUCCUGUCAAAGGUUCAGAGAUUCUUGUCAAAGGUUUGGAGGGAUUGUUCCCAUUCCUCAGCCCUGGUCAUGCUGCGGGGAGGGACCAGGGGAAACCCCUCAGCAUCUGCCCCCCUAGGGACUGGGAUUUCUUCAGUGGGUCUGUUAGUCAGGGAGCUCCCAGAACCCCAGCACAUCCCACUGCCCCCAACAAUGGAGAAGGGGCAGAAAACAACACAGGACUACCUGCCACAGAAGAAACAAUUCCAGCCCCUGGACAGCGCCCUGCUCCUGAAGACCAGGUUGUGAAAGGAAAGAGAGCUGGGCAAUCUGUGAUCAAAUUUUUGCGAAAGCCCUUAUCCUUGCUAAAGGGGGAUAAAACAGAGCAAGAGCAUCUACCAGCAGAAGAGGGGACAGAAACACCAAACCCUGAGAUCUCAAACACCCACCUGCAAGAAACUCACCAGGCUAAAGCCCUCCUGCAGGGUAAAAGGAACCGAAAAGAGAAAAACACUCAGAACUUGAAUCCAGAAAGGAUCUCUGGAGCUGACACUCCUGUUCUGCAGAUUUCAGAGUCAGGAAAUAUGACAAGACAAUCAGAUCCAAACACUGACACCUUGGAAAGAACCUUGCCUCACAGAGAGUCUAGAAAUGGUGACACUUCAGAUGUUUCCUCCCCCUUGAACUCAAAGGAAAACUGCAGUGAUUAGUGAUAAUACUUUAAAACUCACACUAAUUAAAUAGGAAGGUGUUAACUGGAGGGAACUAUGCUAGUGCUAUUUUAAGGUUAGGAAUUUAAAUACACAGAAGUCAGGAAAUGCAGAAGGGAAGGUUCUUACAGUGACACUAACUCUCACACAUUGGAGACAUAUGUGCUCUGCUGCUGCUGCCCUUAUUCAGUUUGGUACUAGUGUGAUUGGAUGAAUGAAGCCCUCACAGUAUAGGACCAGAGUCUGAUAUCCAUACUCAUGUGCAAUAGCACCUCAUUCCAACAUCAGUCCUAUUGACUUCAGUGAGAUCACUCAUGGAGUAAGGUACUAUGCAGCAUGAAUAGAGACACCAGACUCAGGCCAAUCACAAACUGUGUGUGCAGUGCAGAUGAGUUAGUGUUACUCAGAGAACUUUACCUUUUGCACUUCCUGAUUUUUGUCCAUUUAUAUACCCAGUUAAUAGGACCAACAUUUUUCAGAAAGGGAGAGAAGGUGCAGGGACCACAAUGUCAAAUAAAAUGCACAUUUGGUUACUUUGACACCUACAUAGAUAAAUGUGCAUGCAAAUGGCUAAUUUAUACUUGCAACUGUGGUAACUGCAUAUGCAAAUACUAGUGCACAAAUGCAUACUUUGCAGGGAAAGUGAGCCUCUACCUUUGGGAAAUUUACCCAUAACUUUAAACUUGGAUUUUGUGUAUAAUCUCCCUGUUUAUCACACACAAAACAAAAAGAAAGAAAAUUCCAGCGCAAUGUUGCAUGCAGCUAUGAAAAUGUAAAGUCCUUGGCUUUCUGUGUACUGGGGGUAAACUUUUCAAAUGUGCCUAGGUGAGUUAGGAUCCUAUGUCCUGCUUCAGAAGUGACUUGGGCACUUAAACUGAUCAUCAAAGGUAUUUAGGCACUUAACUCACAUUAAAAUCAAGUGUAGACACACCCUUAGGCUCUAAAAAGUCAGUUACUUUUGAAAAGGGGAUUUAAGUUACUAAAUCACCUAGGAUCAUAUUUUUAUAGGUAUUUAGGUGUCUAGCUUCCAUUUAAAUAAAUACCUUUAAAAAUCUGACCCUUCUGAAUUUUUUUUAUUAUACCUUUAAAUGUUUGAGAACACUCCUAGCACAGAGUUGAGUAGCUGUUUUGUAGAAGGUUUGGCAGCUAAUAGCCAAGGAGACACGUGCUCGCACGAACACAUGCGUCUGCACGCGCACACACACACACGCACACACACACACUGUGCUCUCACAGAGACAUUACUUUUGUUCUCUCUUCUUGUUGUUUUCUUUAAUCCAAAAUACCCUGGAGGUGUUUGUGUUCCUUUUUGUGUAUGGAAACAUACAAAUUCAGGCAAUGAGUAUGGGAGUGUAAACAGUGCCCUAUUAUUGCCUAGGCUGAUGAGGCCUAGGUCUAGGGUGGCAAAUUUGCAGGGGCAGCAAAUUUGAGCACCCAGGGAGAAGCUCCCCUCUGCACCAUGCCCCCCUGCUCCAGCUCACCUCCACCUCCGCCUCCUCUGCAAGCACGCAGCCGCGUCCUGUUUCUUUCCCCUCCCUCCCAGGGCUUGUGCUGCGAAACAACUGUUUCGCAGGGCAGGGAGGGAGGGGGAGGAGGGAGAACGCCGCGUGCUGGGGAAAGAGGCGGGGAUUUGGG
Messenger RNA from Chrysemys picta bellii (western painted turtle), 4048 nucleotides. The record is from RefSeq and is a predicted model, not a curated record. Lineage: Eukaryota; Metazoa; Chordata; Testudines; Emydidae.